Molecule: messenger RNA, 1623 nt
Organism: Torulaspora globosa
Lineage: Eukaryota; Fungi; Ascomycota; Saccharomycetes; Saccharomycetales; Saccharomycetaceae
Gene: EXG2
Product: glucan exo-1,3-beta-glucosidase
Exons: 1
Coding region: 1-1623 (540 amino acids)
Biological process (GO): glucan catabolic process
Cellular component (GO): extracellular region; cell surface
Molecular function (GO): glucan exo-1,3-beta-glucosidase activity
Source: RefSeq, a predicted model, not a curated record
AUGUUCAAUCAGCUAAUUACGCUCGCUAUUGGAAUCAGUGUUGUAUUGGGGUCUAAUGAAGCUAUUUCGCCCGCCCAACUGCAGGAUCUGCAGAAGAGAUUCAACUCUUAUUACAACGGCAACAGCACGAUAUCUGUGAAGGGUAUCACCGUUGGAGGCUGGCUUGUAACUGAGCCGUAUAUCACGCCAUCUCUGUACGAGCAAGCUCUUUGGUUGGCUGAGAAUACGACGAACCCUACUAGUAUAGUUGAUGAAUAUACACUGUGUGAAGCGCUUGGAUAUGAAUCGGCACUUUCGUUGCUGCAGGAUCACUGGGAUACAUGGAUCAAUGAGGAAGAUUUUAAAAAAAUCAGCGAUGAUGGGUUUAACCUCGUCAGGAUUCCAAUAGGCUAUUGGGCAUGGAAGCAAGAUAAUGAAACAGAUCGUUACGUGGGGAACAUAACUUACCAUGAUCCUUAUGUGGGUAAUGGCUUGCAGUUGAAAUAUCUGGAGAAAGCAUUGAGUUGGGCUCAAAAAUAUAGUCUGAAUGUUUGGAUCGAUCUGCACGGCGCACCAUCGUCACAGAACGGUUUCGACAAUUCGGGCCAUAGGGACUUGUAUGCAACAGAGCUGGGUUGGCUUGCAACCUCUGAAUCCAGACGCCUAACUUUAGCCGUAUGGAAAUCGAUUUUCGAGUCAUAUUUGAGCAAUAACAGCGAAAGUCCCGUAGUUGGCAUUGAAAUUAUGAACGAGCCUUUGAGUCCCAAACUCGAUUCUGAUGUCAUGACAAAGUAUUACUACGAAGCUUUCAAAAUGUUCAAACAGCAGCAGACCUCUGAUGAUAACACUACUUUUGUUAUUCACGAUGCCUUCGAAGAAAUCGGUCAUUGGAAUUUGCAUUUCAAUCCUCAAUUUCAGAACGUAUCGUCAAAGUAUCUGAACAUCAGUAAUUUAACCUACAGCCAGCAGAAUAUCUUGGUUGAUCACCAUCACUACGAAGUGUUUACAGACUCGCAACUAAACAACACCCAAUACCAGAGGAUAAUCAACAUUAUAAAUUACGGUGAGUCUGUCCAUCAGGAGCUGCCAUACCAUCCGGCCGUGGUUGGCGAGUGGUCUGGAGCUAUCACUGACUGCGCAUUUUGGCUGAACGGCCUUGGAGUCGGAUCUCGGUACGACGGAUCCUACUACAACACCACUAAUUUCACAGCAUCGGGCCCUCCAAUCGGAAAAUGUUCAUCUCAAUUGCCCGCCUCCGCCUGGAACUCGCAAUAUCGGGUUCAAGUAAGACAGUUCAUCGAGGCCCAGUUAGCUACUUACUCAAUGAAGACUUCAGGAUGGAUCUUCUGGAAUUGGAAGACAGAAAACGCCACUGAAUGGGACUACUUGAAGCUGAAGGAAAACGGUCUAUUUCCAAGUCCGUUUGACAAUUAUACAUACUUCCAAGUCGACGGAACCCUGAAACCUUCGGUUUCAAAAUCACUAUCAAAGGAAGCCACUGCUACAAGCACCAAAACUAAGAAUGCAGCAGUAGCCCUGCGCGCACCAUUUUCAGACCUUCAAGUUCAACCUAUCAGUCUCACGAUAAAAACUCUAAUGCUAGCCCCGAUGCUCUCUGUGGCUUUGGCAUGCAUCUUCCUAUAA